AUGGCCCAAGCAGGCGACUACUACGCUAUCCUUGGAGUGCCUCGCGACGCGACUACCCCUGACAUCAACAAGGCCUUUCGGACACUAGCCUUGCAGUGGCAUCCAGACAAAAACAAGGACAACAAAGACAGCGCCGAACGAAUGUUCAAGCUCGUCGUCGAAGCGCAUAAUGUUCUCGGCAAUCCAGGAAGACGACAACGCUACGACGUGGACUUGAACAAGGGUUCGCUUCCCCGAUCAGCCUCUGGAGUCAUCCGCGCGUAUUACUACACUGUGCCGACAUACCAGAAGCAGGCAGGAGCACAUGAGUCUUUCUCAUAUGUUCGGGAUCCGAUGAGGCAAUAUCCACGUUACUCGGUACCGAGGCCAAAUCAACCAUCUAGGCAUCCGGGGGCGUACGGUUUCACAGUGCACCCUCCUGCACAUCCUCAGUACGCCUACAACGUGUCCGUUGGACCGUACUACACUGGAGAAUCUAUGUCGAGGUCCGCAGCAUACUUGCCGGGUUCCUAUUAUCCUGUUUCUGCCGCGCCGAGUGCUACAAUGAAUCCACAAGCGUCUGAGGCGACCCUGCCGUCUACGGACUACGAGCGACAGACAUCCACUAGGAUCGUCCAAGGAAAGCGGAUGGACCUGGAGUUGAUCAAGGAGAGGGACGCCGAGAUGGUGAAUGUUUACGAAAAUGGGGUGCUCACCCAAAGUAUGUUUCGACGUACUAGCACUAUUUGA
This is a messenger RNA of Ixodes scapularis (black-legged tick), 729 nucleotides long. Its product is annotated as dnaJ homolog subfamily B member 6-A-like. The record is from RefSeq and is a predicted model, not a curated record. Gene Ontology annotation, cellular component: nucleus; cytoplasm. The transcript has a single exon. Gene Ontology annotation, molecular function: protein-folding chaperone binding; protein folding chaperone. The coding region runs from base 1 to 729 and encodes 242 amino acids. Lineage: Eukaryota; Metazoa; Arthropoda; Arachnida; Ixodida; Ixodidae.